Messenger RNA from Elgaria multicarinata webbii, 5525 nucleotides. It is a transcript of the gene QPCT, whose product is annotated as glutaminyl-peptide cyclotransferase. Lineage: Eukaryota; Metazoa; Chordata; Lepidosauria; Squamata; Anguidae. The transcript has 7 exons. Gene Ontology annotation, molecular function: zinc ion binding; glutaminyl-peptide cyclotransferase activity. The record is from RefSeq and is a predicted model, not a curated record. The coding region runs from base 367 to 1473 and encodes 368 amino acids.
UCGUCCUCCUGAUGCUGUUGGUGUGGUGCCAAAAGUCACAUCCCUGAGGAAAUGAUAGGAGGCGACGCUGGACUGAGUCUGAGUGGCUGUGUGAACAAACAUCUCUCUCCGUUUUAUGCAGAAAGGCAGGAAGCCGGGGAAGAGGCAAAAUAAGCUAAUGAGGCAGAGGCUGCCGAAUGAAUCACAGGCAGCCCCACGGCGCUUCCAGCCCAGCCGCUCUCAACCCGAAGGCUGCUCCGGCACGGGCCCCGUUCCCUCCUCCUCCUCCAGCCUAGUCCCCCUGAAGCUGCCUCAUCUGGUCUACCCAGAGAUCCUGCUCAGCACGAGGACCGGCAGCCCGCUGUUGCCACAUCGUUCUGAAGAGGCAUGGCUGGGCAAGGCAGAGCGAGCCCGGGUGCAGCCGCAUCUCUGUGCCUGGCCUGGGCUCUCUCCCUGGCCAUCGCCUCUCUCUCCCCGCGGGUGAAUGGCAGGGAAGGCAGAGCAGACUGGACUCAGGAAAAGUAUACCCACCGUCCAACCAUUUUAAAUGCAUCCAGCAUCCGGCAAGUUGCUGUGCACACCGAUAUCAAUCAAAUGUGGCAAAAUGACCUGCAACCGAUACUGAUCGAGCGAUACCCAGGGUCACCUGGAAGUUAUGCUGUACGUCAGCAUAUCAAGCACCGCUUGCAAGGACUGCAGGCUGGCUGGGUUGUUGAAGAAGACACGUUUCAGAGCCACACUCCUUACGGAUACCGCACCUUUUCCAAUAUCAUCAGCACCCUCAAUCCCCUUGCCAAGCGCCAUUUGGUGCUCGCUUGCCAUUAUGAUUCAAAAUACUUUCCACCCCGGUUUGACGGCAAAGUGUUUGUUGGCGCCACUGACUCAGCUGUGCCUUGUGCUAUGAUGCUAGAACUGGCACGUUCCCUAGACAAACAGCUUCAUCAUCUGCAGAUGAUCAGUUCAGGUGGCAGGCCAGAUCUCUCUCUGCAGCUCAUCUUCUUUGACGGCGAAGAAGCCUUCGUUCGAUGGACCCCUUCGGAUUCGCUCUAUGGUUCUCGGCACUUGGCCCAGCUAAUGGCAACAAGCCCGCAUCCACCGGGUGCCACAUAUACAAACCAGAUCCAGGGCAUUGACCUUUUUGUGUUACUGGAUUUAAUUGGUGCCCGGAAUCCAACCUUUCCCAAUUAUUUUCUCAACACAGCUCGAUGGCUUGGAAGACUUGAAGCAAUUGAAAAAAAUCUUCAUGAUUUGGGUUUGCUAAAGAAUCACCCUUUUGAAAGGCAGUAUUUCCGGAGAGACUUACAAGGACAACCAGUUGAGGACGACCAUGUUCCAUUUCUAAGAAGAGGGGUUCCAAUCCUGCACUUGAUACCAUCUCCUUUCCCUCGAGUGUGGCAUACUAUGGAGGACAACGAAGAAAACCUUGACAAGCCCACCACUGAAAACCUGAACAAAAUUCUGCAAGUGUUUGUGCUGGAAUAUCUCAACCUGUGAUAACACACUUCUGGUACCCACCUAGUUGCUACUCUGUUUUAAUACUACCACUGUCCCUCUUUGGAUGCUUUCAAGAAAAGGCUUUUGGAUAUUAAAGGGGGAAAUUCCUGCUUUUAAUUCUUGCCAUAGAUAAAAACUGAAAUAGAAUCAAUCCCUUCAGAUUUAAUAGUAAUAUAAAAAGUUUUUAAUGUAUCUCUUCCAACACACAUACGAGAUAAUUUAAAGAUGUUUUCGGACUGCAACUCCCAUCAUCCUUCAUCAAUGGCUAUACUGGCUAAGGCUGAUGACAGUUGUAGUCCAAGAAAUCUGGAGGGCCACAAGUUGCCCACCCCUGAUCUGCAACGAAUUACACCAUUGUUAACACUGGGAUAAAAAUAAUAAUAAUUACACCAAACUCUGUUCUACCAAAAGGAAAAAAACUUCACCAUUUUUUAUUUAAGUAGAAAUAAAUGGGAAGUAUUAGUUUGGCCUUCCCACCAUCUGAGCUUCAUUAUGAAAUACAGGCCCGUUUUGCACAUAACAACUAUUCCUGGGUUGUUCAACGCAGAAAUUGUUGAGGCCAAGCGUUACCCUAGAGUUAACCCAGCAACAAAUACUGGGCGAUUUGGGGUGGGUGAGUGUGUUAAACAACCCAGAUUUCAGUGUUUAGAUGUCAGUAUGUGCAAACCAGGCCGCCUAAUAUAACUGCAUAUAACAUUUUGGCUAUAGCCAUGUUUCAAAAUACUGAGAGAGUACUAUUUCCUUAACAACCCAGGGGUAAGAAUUUAGACCACAUUUGGUAUGCAAAUUCACCUAAAAGAUAGGUGCUGCAGACAAACUCCCCCUUGUGGCUCAUUUCUUCUAAUAUUCUGUGGUCUAGAUAAAUCUCAUGAACUGCUCCACAGUUUGCAUUUGCAGUAUACAUUUUCAUUGCUUUUGUCAUAGCUUGUACCGUAGUUGGGGGUGUGAGCAAAGAAAACGGAAGUAGGAGUCCUGUGCUUGGAUUACAACUAUGAACAAGGUGGAGAAAUGAUGGGCCCCAGCUUGUCACAUGAUAAUGUCAUUGUUUAAAUGGCCCUGAUGGUGUAACCGACAAUCAUUUAUCUUGUCUGGGGUCAUCUCCACUGUUAUUUCUUUAGGCCUGGGAGCCAUAUCCAUCCUGCCUGCCCGCGGUUCCCCAAAUGGUCAUGCCCCUUUCCCCCUACCGGUCCCCCAACUUUUGUGUAGAACUAUUUUAAAAGGUUGAAAGCUUCUUCCAAAGCUUAGUUACUGGCAGCAAGAGCUUUAAGCUAAAAUAUACUGAUAUGUUUAGGACUUUUGGGCCCACCCAUGUUUGCCUUCAGCCUCAUCCUUCACAGGUUUGUGGCCUCCAAGAGCUUCUUCACAGUGGAAUUCAACCUUUCCAGCUGAAAAGGGUUUUGCACUCCUGCUUUAAGCAAUUAUUCAUCAAUGGACGUCAAGUCUGAAGGUGAAUCAGAAAGAGGUAGUAGCUUAAACUCAAUACCAUUGAACAUAUUGACUCACUCUGAAUUUUGAAUGGACACAUUUUCAAGUUGUGAAGGAUUAUGUAUCCCUUAAAAAUACAUAAUUCACAUCUAUGUAAUAUUAUCUCACUAAUUUCAUCCAACAGUGCAAUUUUAUAAGUCUGAUAUAGAUUUAGCACAGAGGUAGGGAACACCUGGCCCAUGGGCCGCAUGCAGUCCCCCAGGGCUGUUUCUGCAGCUCUCUGCUCCUGGAUUUGCCAGUGGCAGCAAAAUAUGGGGGAUUUUGCAAGGAAACACAGUGCAGGAGUAUGCACCUUGCUUGCAAGCAGAAUCACAUUUCCAGAAGCAAGAAAGAAUACUUUGUUAGCCCUCCAAGAGGUCAUUUUCAUAUGGUACACUUUUUCCACUAAGGAAAAUGUGACUUUAGGCACUGAAGUUUUAGGAAUAGAAUGGAGAACUUUAUUAAUAGAUAAUACUCUUUUAAUAAUCAUCAGGUAAAGAAAAGGAUUCACAUACUAUGCUGUAAUCUCUUAUGAAAGAAGCAAUCAAAAUACGAAUAAGCUCACUGCUUGUAAAGCUACAGCUUUACAGUUAGAGAGCAAUAACCACUUCAAAGAUUAAAAUAAAACCAUGAAGACGCAUUUUCAUGUUUAUUGGAAAUAUUUGAUCCCAGUUACCUAGAAAAUUUGAAUGGUCUUGUAGAAAAGUGAGCAAUAAAAUAGGUUAAAAAAUAUCCAACAAUAAAUAGGGGGAAAUACUUUAUUAGGGUCUGGACUGACCUCGAGUACCAGUUCCAUAUCUGUAGGGGGCAUUUAUUAAGCCAGUCCUGGAUCCCUGGGUUGCUCCCAUUCCCAGUACUCCAACCCCUUGAGUGAAGACAUUGUUGUAAGGUACAGUCCCAUGGUUGAAGCCUAGUCCAUAGGGCCUUGUCUGAGUAUUCAGGAGAAUGACUGGGUUCAUAUUUUUGCCAGGUGUAUUAAAAGAGAAUUCAGGAGGUGGGCUGCUUGGUUUAGCUGGGGUAGAAGUAGCAGGGUUAGAGUUUUCUGCUGCCUUUAGAGGUGGCAUUGGAAUGAUGUGAUGAUCUGAAAGAUUCAGCAUAUUGUUUGCGAUAGGUCCAGUGGCCAAGGUAGGCCUGAUCCAGUCGUCUUUGAAAAUCUGAACAGUCAAAGUAGACACUAAUGUAUACAACCGAUUGGUCACAUGUGCAAGUACCAUUUGUUCAUUGGCAUCUCUUCGAAUCCUCACAUGUACUGAUCCAGCCUAGAAAGCAAAUGAAGAAUAAACUAAAUAAAUUCAUCAGUCCCUUUCAGAUAGACUGGUCGCUAUGUGUGUGUGCGUGAGAGAGAGAGAGAGAGACAGACUUUUAAAAGAACUUACUGCAUUUAUCUAUAUGAGAAACUAUUGGAUUUUAUUGGUUGAACUAUGUUACAAAAAUAUUGAUUGAUACUUUGUUUUUCAAGAAAAAAGUCAUUGGGGGGAAAUACAUACCAGAGAGCCAAACCCCAAUGUCCAGAAGUGUUCAUUUCGAACUUCUAAAACACCAUCCAAAGUAGAAACCUAGAUCAAGACAAACCAUGAUCCAUAUAUCAGUUUUAAAAGAUGAAAUAUUUCAAAUAGCUUAAUAAUAGAAUCCUAAGUCAGUUAUUAAAAAAAAAACAAGAUUGGACUUAAGCCUCCUUGAAAUCAAUGGGCCUUCCAAAGUAAACAUGCAGAAGAUCAGGACUGAAUUGCAUCCAAUCAACUGCAGACUUAAAUUCUGUAAGGUUUAACUAAAUGUUAUAUCAUACAUUUUUAAGUUUGGGAAAUAUUCCAGCUGCCCUUUUAUUUUGUUGCUCCACUGAAACAUAAAUUUGUACAACAAAAUUUCAGCAGGAUCAGUGUGAAAAACAUAAAUAGAAGAUAUAUUAUAUUAUAUGUAUAUAAUAUAUACAUGUAAAAGGCAAAAGGUUUUCAUUAUCCCCUUUAGCACUUGUGCUAUUUUUAUUUAAGUGUGGGAUCCAAAGUGCACAUAGGUUUAAUUCCACCCACGCGUCUUGGCUCCCUGCUGCCAGUGGCAGUCCCAAGUGUUCACACCAAAUCCUCUGCCAACACCAGGGGGCACUCUGGAGCAGCAUGCCAUGGCAUGAGAGGAGCUUCUGCCCUAAGGAAAUACUACCUCCUCCCCUGUGCAUUCACUAGGGUGGGGUUAGUUCUGGCCAUUGCGUACAAAUGUAACAUUUUAUACUAAUUUACCUCUCUUAUAAGUUUAUCUAGCUGUCCGAUCACAUGGGGUGGUGUUGUCUGGAAAAAUAAAAUACCAGUACAGUUAUUUUAAAAAACAGUUUUGUCCGUCACAGCUUUUUAAAUGUUUUAUGAUUCAACAACAACUAAAAAUACAAUUGCGUUACUCUGUGGUUAAAGUACUGUUGAAAUAUGAGCGUUCAAGGUAUCAGGGAAUCAGUUGGCUAACUGUUUAACUUUCGGUCAGUGGGAGUGAAAAGAGACAUAUUAGCCAAGCAAGUUUCUCCAAAAGAAGCAAUGAGUGGGUGGCAGUUGAUGAACAGCAUACUUGUUGAUUUGUUGAAUAAAAAUGUACCAAAGUGCAUAGAA